AAAAGAUGACAGUUGAUGAACAGUAUGAUCACUUUGCGGUAUUAUCAUCAAUGCUCCCAAAGAUAAUUCAUCAGGAAUACACUGAACAACAAGUGUCCAAGAAGUAUCAACACAAUCCUUCUGGUAAUAAGAAACGAAAGUUGAAAGAAAUUGUUAGUGAGAAAACUACAGCUGAAAGCCUUGAGGCAAAUGAUGAGGCAAGUAGCAAGGUAAAGAGCAAAAAAGCCAAAGUCAUGAGUGUUGAAAAAGUUCAGUCACUAGAUAUAUCAGAAUUAAAAGAAAGGCUGCAGACAAAGAUAAAGUUGGCUAAAGUUUCCAGAAAUUAUUCAGACUCAACUAAACUGAAAAGGAGAAAAGCAAAUCGAUUGCUGAAAGCCACGGAAAAGAAGGGCCAAAAGAAAACAUUUGAGAAAGCAGUCAGGUUGGAAACUUCCAUUCUUGAUGAUGACAAGAAAAAGACUAAGAGACCGUCAACAGAUUUAGCUGUCACUACAAAUAUACAGUUCAGUAAAUUUGAAACUAAAACAAAAGGUGAAGUUGAUCUGCAGUCGGCAAAGAAAGGAAAUAAGAAAAAGAAUCUUGUCAAGAUGUUAGAUGAGGCUAAAAAGAAAAAGAAAGAGGUUUCCAAAUUACAAAAAUCAACUGAUGUGAAAUCUGUAUCAUUGCUACAAGAUAAAGCCUGGUCCAAGGCGAUUGCUAUGGCUAAAGGUGAAAAGCAGAAGGACAAUCCAGAGCUAAUUGCCAAAACUAUCAAGCGCAAAGAACAUUCCAAGAAAAAAUCCAAUAAGGAAUGGGAUGUAAGAACAGGGGGACAGAAGAAACUUCAAAAGGAUAAGCAGAAAAAGAGACAAGCCAAUAUUGAGAAACGUAUCAAGGGUGGUGCAAAGGGUAAAAAACAGAAAAAGUGAGACUAUGGGAUUUUAAAAUUGUUUAAGUUAUUAAUUUUAGAGGUUGAGAAGUUUGAGGUUUUUCUGCAUCAAUAAUAUCAUUUUUAAGAGAUGUGCCUUUUCCAAAAUAUAUUGAAUGACUAAUUUCUCAUAAUUUUUACAGUGUCAUUGUAAUGUGCCUUACUAACAAGGUCAUUGAUCUACUCUUAUUAAAUUUGAAAAGAUAUUAGACUGAGUGAAAAUUCUGUCAAAGUUGUUA
Bolinopsis microptera is the source of this 1146-nucleotide messenger RNA. RefSeq lists its product as uncharacterized. Gene Ontology annotation, cellular component: nucleolus. Lineage: Eukaryota; Metazoa; Ctenophora; Tentaculata; Lobata; Bolinopsidae. The record is from RefSeq and is a predicted model, not a curated record. Gene Ontology annotation, biological process: ribosomal small subunit biogenesis; ribosomal large subunit biogenesis. The transcript has a single exon. The coding region runs from base 6 to 908 and encodes 300 amino acids. Gene Ontology annotation, molecular function: DNA binding; RNA binding.